This is a messenger RNA of Pecten maximus, 1330 nucleotides long. RefSeq names its product nudC domain-containing protein 3-like. Gene Ontology annotation, biological process: protein folding. The transcript is spliced from 8 exons. Gene Ontology annotation, cellular component: cytoplasm. The record is from RefSeq and is a predicted model, not a curated record. The coding region runs from base 73 to 1173 and encodes 366 amino acids. NCBI's taxonomy places the organism in Eukaryota, Metazoa, Mollusca, Bivalvia, Pectinida, Pectinidae.
UAAUAAACGCUCUAAAUGCAGCAACUCUAGUAAGAAGCGUUUUUUAACGUCGACAUUGUGAGGCAAAACAACAUGGCGGGAAUGAGAGAGCAAUACGACACUGCCCUGCUAGGAAUUUUACAACAUGAGGGACAGAUAUCUGGAUUUUUGGACGCCAUGUUUGGAUUUCUUUAUAGAAGAACUGAUUUUUAUCGGAUUAUGAAGCAAAAGACAGACAGACUUGGAUUUCCUCCAGGAGUAGCAGUGAAGCUUCUACUCAACUCAUACAAACAAUAUGAAGACCUGGCAAGGAAAGAUGAAGAAGAAAAAGAAAAAUUAAAAGGAAAGAAAGUAGUGCCAUUAGAACCUACUGAUACAGUACCUCCGGCAGCUGUGAGGACAGUGGAAGUAUCAACAUCUAACCAGCCUGUUGAGGAGGUCAACAGUGAAUUACAAAGAUCUGUUGAUUCAGAGCAGCCUUCUUCAGCAUCAAGUAGCCAGGCAACUUCACAACCAAUAGCCACAGAAGAUUUAAGUCGAGUUGAAAACAAACCUUCAGGCACAAAAAAACAGGAGGAGGAUCCAGAACUUACUAAACAACAGCAGAAGUUCCAGGCCAACCCUGCCAGUCACAAUGGUGCCAUAAGGGACAACUAUUCUUGGUCUCAAACUAUCAAUGAUGUUGAUGCACAAAUCAGGGUACCAAAGUAUUUAACAAAAGGCAAAGAUGUGAAGGUGGUGAUAGAGAGGAAACGGCUGAAGGUCUCCCACAAACAGGACACUGGGCAGUGGCAGGCUAUUGUGGAUGAUGAACUGUCCUGGGAGGUGAUGAAGGAGGAGUCCAUGUGGAGUCUGGUACCUGGUGAUCAUAUUCAUGUAAAUUUGGAAAAGAAAGAAGAGAGAUGGUGGGAGGCUUUACUUACAUCAGAAUCCAAGAUAAACGUGAGGAAGAUUGAUGCCAGUCGACCAAUGACAGAUCUGGAUGAUGAGGCUCAAGCCAAGAUUGGGGAGAUGAUGUACAAUGAAAGACAAAAGAAACUGGGACUCCCAACUAGUGAAGAAAAUAAAGCUCACAAGUUACUUCGGGAAGCGUGGGAUGCAGAAGGGUCACCAUUUAAAGGACAGCCAUUUGACCCCUCAAAGAUGAAUGUAAAUCCUGGUGGCGUUAUUUCCAUCAAUGAGGAUAAACCAUGAUCAUUCAAUUUACCCAAUAACUUAUAAAGACAUUGAACAUGCAAAGUUGAGAUAAAAUAUUACUGCUUUCAUUUUGUUUCAUUUCAUAAUCUUACAUGUAUUGUUAAAAGAUUGUUUAUGAAAAUAUUUCAUUGUGAAAUAAAGACUUGUUUAUUGA